GUCCCCACUUUCAGGUAUACUGCAACAAAUUUGCUAAUCGCAGUUGUGGUAGCCUGCAAGGGUAUCAGCCUACAGGUGUGUCAGGAGCAGGUGUGCCAGGAAAGGACGUAUCUGCCUACAGGUGUGCCUGCCUACAGGUGUGCCAACCUACAGGUGUGCCAGCUGCAGGUACGCCAGCACCAACAAUUAAACAACCGACACCUGUUGGUGGCUGUCCGGAUUGUUCGUGGGGGUACGGGGAACAAACAUUGUUUAACAACCAGACACUCACAAACACUACUACAAUAACCAUCUAGUAAGCAGUGUCCGUGAGAAUUUGACGCUAUAUGAAGGUGUGCUCUGUAUCUAGUCAACCAUACCAAUCAGCAAGCCUUGCUCCAUAAAGUACAUCAGUAUCAGAACUAUUUGUGUUGGCCAUCACAAGGGAGCUGCCAGAGUGGAAGACGAGGAUAUAUCUUCAUAAUGUUAACACCAGCAAGUGGGAGAAUAAGUAUAGUGCUAACGUGUGUGUGGGCGGUGUGUGUGGGCGUGGCGGAGGGCGCCCCACGACCUGGCAACAUGUACACAUCCUUGGAACAGAUGAACCACUUGUUUGUGUUCGACAAGCUGGUGGGGGAGUUGCUCAUCCUCUUACCACAGAGCAUCCCUGAAGCCUCCAGGUACCUAGAGUCCUAUUGGAGUGUAUCAGCUGACCGAGAAAAGGUUAAGGGUGAGGUGACCUCCGUGGAGAUCACGGGUAAUCCCCUUCAUGUGUACUCUGUCAUCAAACGACUCGUCUUGUACUGGCCUGUACUCAGCAACUUAGUCAACAUCAGCCACACACUAGAUGUAGUGUGUGAGGAUAAGAACGUUGGGUGUAAAGAAUGGUCUUUGCGAGGUGAGUGUCUCCACAACUGGCAGUACAUGAUCCUCAACUGUCAGCACUCCUGUGAUAUCUGUCUCACACCUGAGAUACUGGCCCGGGUGAGGGAGGUGGUGGAAGCCAGCAACAGGACGGUCCUGCCCACGUAUGACGACCUCCGUGGGGCAGCCUUUGCCCUGGCUCGCCUCCAGAGGACUUACCGCAUUCCUAUUGGCAGCUUCAUGCAUGGACGCCUCGAAAACACUCCCUGUAGUGUUAGGUUGACGGUGGAAGACUGUGUUAGGGUCGCCAAUGCUACUCGCCACUUCUGCUAUAUAAGUGAUGCUUGGCUCUGGUAUAGCUACUGCCGUGCAACUGCUGUAGAUGAUCCCCUAUUACAAGCUCACAUCCAGGCACUGAUGGACGACACAGCACUCCAGCACGACAGAGGGUGGAGUGAAUACAACAACCAAUACUUCCCUCGUCCCUUGAACGAGACACACUACCAGAUUUCACGGGACUCGCCAUACAGUCAACUGUGUCGUGGUACUAGUCAACAGACUGACGGGAGCUUGCGGUGCCAUGUGUCGAACAGAGGUGCUCACUACCUCACGCUACAGCCGGUGCGCUAUGAGCAUGUAUAUAACCAGCCUGACAUCUUCCUCUUCUAUGAUGUCAUCAGUGACAAGGAAAUCCGGAUCAUCCAGGAGCAGGCAUCAUCCUUGGUAUGUCACACUGCCAAGAGUUGGUUAUCAUCUUUGGUAUGUUAUGAUGCCGGGAGCUGGUAUCUUCCUUUGUCUGUCAUGAUGCCAGGAGUUGGUUAUCAUCCUUCGUAUGUUAUGUUACCAGCUGGUUAUCAUCCUUGGUAUGUUAUGAUGCCAGGAGCUGGUAUCAUCUUUAUUAUGUUGGAGAAGCACCAGAUUUGUAGAUGUAUUAUUAUUAUAGUCAUAACUAAGAGCUAAACCCACAAGGGUUAUACAGCGCUGUGUAGAGGUCAUAGAGCGUCUGAGGAAUGGGAGGUAAUCAGAUUUGGUCCAAGGAAGGAGCGAGUAGAUCCAAGUCUCCUUGGAUGAAGAGCCCUUCAUGGACAUAAAGGCCACACUAGUAUAGCUUUUAUUUUUCAAAGACUUGUCCAUUUGUUAAGCAAUUCCUCUAAUUUCCUAAUAAACAGAACACAAAGAAU
Cherax quadricarinatus is the source of this 2024-nucleotide messenger RNA. The record is from RefSeq and is a predicted model, not a curated record. Lineage: Eukaryota; Metazoa; Arthropoda; Malacostraca; Decapoda; Parastacidae.